Seriola aureovittata is the source of this 2165-nucleotide messenger RNA. It is a transcript of the gene pop4, whose product is annotated as POP4 homolog, ribonuclease P/MRP subunit. The record is from RefSeq and is a predicted model, not a curated record. The coding region runs from base 186 to 860 and encodes 224 amino acids. Gene Ontology annotation, biological process: rRNA processing; tRNA 5'-leader removal. The transcript is spliced from 7 exons. Gene Ontology annotation, molecular function: ribonuclease P RNA binding. NCBI's taxonomy places the organism in Eukaryota, Metazoa, Chordata, Actinopteri, Carangiformes, Carangidae. Gene Ontology annotation, cellular component: ribonuclease MRP complex; ribonuclease P complex.
GAAGAGGAAAUAAGACCCUACUCUGCCUCUGAUGGUCUUAUAAUACAUCCAUGCUUACACCCUAACAUUAACCAACCGACGUGUGUCGCGAGCGUGGUCUCGUGGGUUGAUCUCUGUGUUUUCCUUCACCAGAGACAAGGCUGAAUUCAUCACGUCUUCUUCGGGAAAUCCACAAACACGGACUAAUGGACGCUGAAGCUCUUGUUCGAGCCAAGCUUCCUGGUGACCUGGUGAAGGUUCUUGGUGUUGAGUCUCAGAGCAGCUCUAAGGCUGAAGCCUUCACCCAGGCCUUCCUGAAGAGCAGCAUCCAGCAACACACACGUCAUGACCUGAAGACCAUGCUGAGCCACAAGGCCGUGGUCCUGGGCUACUCCAGGCCCAAGAAGGGCAAGGUGAAGAGGAGCAGCAAGAAAGCUAAAGGCCUGAAUGCUUGCCAGAAGAGGGCGCUGAAGAUCUUCCAGCUCAAGCCUGAGCACCAGAGAUACAAGCUCUUCCUGUCUCUGCAUGAACUCUGGAGACAGUACAUCAUUGACCUUUGCGGUGGCCUGAAACCAACAUGCAGUCCACAGUUUGUGCAGCAGAAGCUUCUGAAGGCCGACUUCCACGGAGCAAUCAUCACAGUGGUCCGCUCUAAAUGUCCGUCAUAUGUGGGGACUACAGGGAUUCUGAUCCAGGAGUUCAAACAUGUCUUCAAAAUCAUCACCGAGGAGGACAGACUGAAAGUGAUCCCGAAGAGAAGCAGUGUGUUUGCUGUGGAGAUCAACGGCUUCGUCUCUCACAUCUAUGGAAGCAGGUUCGAGCAGCGAGCCAGCGAGCGCUCCGCCAAGAAGUUCAAAGUCAGAGGAACCAUCGACUUGUGACGGCACCUUCCAGUUCUUCCAGUCUUUUUUGGAAGACUGAUUCAGAAGAGGCGGGGCUAUCCUGACUUUAAGUCUUUUAGACUUUGCAUACACAGAGCUGCUGCUCCUGUGGGUCUUUGUAGAAAAACUGAGACAGGGUUUGGCUGCUGGGGUGUUGUGGUUAAAAAGCAGUUGGAGUGUCUGACAGCUGCUGCCUUUACAUGAACAGUGUGAUUCUGAUCUGUUGUCAGAUAUUAUCUGUCUGUUAGAAGGCUGUGAACAUCCAUUCUGUCUUUUACAGGCGCUGGAUGAGGCUCGCCGGACUGAAAGCUAAACAAACAUGUUUUUAGUUGAUGUUUCUGGAUUUCAAAACAAAGGAAAAAAUGCUGACUUUGAGGAGUUCAUCUACUUUUACUACAUUAAAAUAAGUUAGGAUUUGGGUUUUGAAAAUGUUGUUUAUAUUCUUAAAGAUAAGUAUCAUGUUUGUAUCAGUAACAUAACAUCUCAUCAGCUUUUAGUUUCAGACAACACACAGCCCUAGGUAAAAGACACAAGUAACAGUAUUCAGUGGUGGAGUGAAAAACUAAAACAUGAUUUUAUUUAGUUCACAGAAGGAGGAACUGUCGUCUGAUCAUUGAGUUAAAAUUUUAGUAUUUAUAAAAACUGAUUUAGUUUUAUAAAGUGAUGUGUGAGGACAGAGUAAACAUUUGUUGUAACCUUGUCUCUUCCUGUCUGGGAAACAUGAUGCAGGACUUCCUUUUAAAAGAACGUGUUGAAUGCGUUGGUGCAUGUGAACUCUUUCUGAUUGGACACAUUCAGCAUUGUUUAUGAGUAACAGCCCUUUGUCUGCCUGCUCUGUUGAAUGUCUCCUGCUGAUGAGUUUCUCACACUCUUGCUCUCCUGUACGAGUCAUGUGACGAGAGGUCGUUUGAAAAUGUAUCUUCUGCAGGUGUCUGUGAUGGUGCUGAUCCAAAAACCUGGUUUAAUCUCAUGCUUAAUUUAAGAUAAAAUUUCAGAAAGCCUCAUGAUGGUAAGAGGGAACUGGCCUCAUUGAGUAACAUGAUGUAGAACAGUGAGGAAGUCUGUGGUCGUUUGAGGGAUGAUGUGACCAUAUUUCACUUUAACCACUUUAAGGUUGAAACGGCUCACACCUUUUCUUUCUAAGUUGCACACAUAGUGUUUUGACAUCACAGCAGGAAAAGAACAAAACGCCUAAGCCAAAGUGUCUGCUGGGAAACUUAUUUAAUCUAAAUUCUGUCCUCAAUGCACUCCUUUAGUUUUCUGCCAUUUGUCCUGUGAUGUUAAUAAAGUAACUGAUUUUCUCCA